UGCAUCAGUAGUGUUAACAGAUUUGUUCGCAGCGUACAUCGCGCUAGGAAUCUGCCGCCGGGGAAGGGAGGGAAACUGACGAUCAGUGGAAGCACAAGCAAAAAAAUGCAGAGAGAUCUGGAGUUGGGAUAGGUUGUGGUAUAAAGUAGUGAUGGCGAGAAAGACUGCUUAUAUUUUAAAUAGCAACCCAUAUGAGCAAAUGGGGGGGGGGGAAUGAAAGUGUUCUGCAAGAUUGCAGGAGCGCGUGAAUCGCGUGCCGGACUGUUGGUAGGAACUAAAUAUCUAGGUCACUGUUGUCUCACUUAAUAGAGUCCCCCUGCGAGAAGGAGGAAGCCGUAUCCGCUCUAGACUAUGCAAUUAGGGAAAAAUGGCCUUCAGAAAUGUGAAACUGUUUGAUUUAUGAGCCAUAGGUAGGAAACAGCUGCAUAUGAGUUUAAGAUGAAAAAGGACUAAGACGUGAGACUUUUCUUUCAGGACGGAUCGGAUUCUUCCUCUGAUGGACUAGUUUUAUAAGAUGAUCCGUCGUUCGCAGUAGGCGGCUCCAUUCGACAAUCCCAAAGUUUUACUGCAAAGAUAAUUUUGUAACAUGACCUCUGCAGCAGAGGAAAAAGAGCUUCAGGAGCGACUGAGAGAAGCCGCUGCUUUGGGGGAUGUUGAAGAAGUUCAGCGAUUGGUGGAAUGUGGCGUCAGUGUGAACUCUCAAAACGAAAUCAACGGCUGGACUUGCUUGCAUUGGGCCUGCAAACGGAACCAUGCUCAAGUGGUAUCGUACUUGCUACAUGCUGGCGCUGAUAAGGACGCUCUGACUGUUAAAGAAGAAACACCAGCCCAGUUAACAUCAAAGAGGGAAAUUAGGAAGAUGCUGGGAGUGGAAGAUGCUGAGGAGCUUCCGGAUGAGAAGAAAGAUUCCGCCUUGCCCAUUAUCCCCAAUUACUUGGCUAACCCACCUUUCCCUUAUGUGUAUAACUCCAUGAGUAGCAGCACUACCAGCACCUCCGCUUCCUCUUUGAAUGGAAGACUUUCCCCUUCCUUAGAACAGUACAAUGAAGACUGCCCCAUUUCUUUACCUCAAGUUCAGGCACCUGGCACUACCAUGUUGCAACAUGAAAAGCUUUCCCCUCUGGGGUCCAAUGGGGACAUGACAAGGGCAAUGGCAGCGGAAUCCCUAGAGCCUGCAGUCCAGAAUGGUCACGGUCACCAGAUGCCUCUUCCUCCAAACAGGACGCUCUCUUCCCCUGUUGCAGCUAAACAGCCUGAAACACAGCCACCAAAUGGUUCCUGUGCUGGACCUGUCCCAACAUUUCAGCCCUUUUUCUUCACCGGAACUUUCCCCCUUAGUAACAUGCAAGAACUGGUGCUUAAGGUCCGAGUUCAAAACCGUACUCUAAAAGAGAACGAUUUCAUUGAAAUUGAACUGGAUCGGCAAGAACUGACUUACAAAGAAUUGCUCAGAGUGAGCUGCUGUGAGCUGGGGGUUAACCCGGAACACGUGGAGAAAAUAAGGAAACUUCCAAAUACAGUAUUGAGAAAGGACAAAGAUGUAUCAAGGCUUCAGGAUUUCCAAGAAUUGGAGCUGGUUUUGACGAUGAGUGAUAAUGACUUUCUGUUUAGAAAUGCUGCACCAACGUUAACUGAAAGGCCUUGUUACAAUAAGAAAGCAUCAAAGUUGACUUACUAGCUAUUCAAAUGAAAAACCUGUCACUAGUAUUUAACAGUUAAACCUAGGAUUUUGCAAGGGCUAUAACCUCAGAUUCUACUUUACCUUGGAAGACAGAGUUAACCUAUAAAGCACACUUACUUGGAAGCAAGUUCUGCCGAAAACAUUUGGGCUUGCUCCUACUUAAGUGUCUGUAGGAUUAGAAUGUCCACUUAGAGUAUCUGCAGUUAAUUUUUGAGUAAACUGGCAGUGAAGUAAUGUUUUUGGAUAGGAUACUAAGCAGCAACAGAUUAUUGCCUCUCUCUUCAUGUAGCAGUGUUUCUUGCUAGGAAAUCAUUACAUCUCUGAACACUGCAGAGUUAGAAGCUCUCAGGGAAAGACUUAAAUUAAAUUGCUCUAAUAAUUGCUACUUAUUAAAAAGAGCAGGAGCACUUACGUUGAAGGAGAGAACCCGGAACACAUUUAACACUUGUAAUUGGAUACUUAGCAUGCAGAGACUCCUAGUAUAACCAGUGUUCAAAUGUGUUAGCUUGAGAAUAAGCUACUUUUGCAGGAGAAGGGGUAAGAGGAAGAAUGAGAAACCUGGGCUCUCAAACAAUAGUUACACUGGCCUUGUGCAGGAGCGGUUGUCCUGUGGCUCUGCAGUUGUUGUUGGA
Molecule: messenger RNA, 2313 nt
Organism: Podarcis raffonei (Aeolian wall lizard)
Lineage: Eukaryota; Metazoa; Chordata; Lepidosauria; Squamata; Lacertidae
Gene: ANKRD40
Product: ankyrin repeat domain 40
Exons: 5
Coding region: 587-1678 (363 amino acids)
Molecular function (GO): protein binding
Source: RefSeq, a predicted model, not a curated record